UUCGUCUUUCUUCGCCACCAAGGAAAAUUCUCUCUGUAUCUCUUCACAAGAAGCUGCAUUUCCCGGCUUAGCUCUUCACACCCAUCGCCAGGUUCUUCCUCAAUCCGUCGUAAGCUCUAGUCUUUAGGUGGGAUUUGCUUUUCGGUGUGUGGGUUCUUGUGUCGGUGGUGCGUCGAUGGAGAAAAUCUCUGGCGAGCUGACGCGGGCGGAGUUGAAGAAGGAGAACCUCUUCAAGGCGUACGAGCAAGCGCACUCGCAGGCGUCCUCGGUCCUCUCGUUUUCGCUCCAGUGGAAGGACCUGGAGGAGCACUUCGAUGGCAUCCGGAGGUCCCUCGAGCGCCGGGCCGAGGAGCUCGACCAGCGCGAGAGGGAGCUCGCGGAGCGAGCCGCCCGGGACGUCGCGUCACGGGAGGAAGGGCUGCGGUCGGCGCGGCAGAUAGUCGAGGAGUGGGAGGAGGAGGUUCGGCGAAAGAAGAUGGACUUGAGGUCGGUGGAGGAGGUGCUUGAGAAAUGCAGGGAUGGACAUAGGGAGGUGGAGAAGCAACUGGUUGUGAAGCACGAGACCCUUAGGGAGUGUACCUCACUGAUCAGGGACAAGAAGAAUCAGCUGAGCACUAUUAAGCAGAAGACUGAGGAAUGUGGCCGGGACUAUGAUUCGAAGAAGGUGGAGGUGGAGGUCCUGCGACAGGAAUUGGACUCGAUGGAGAAGAAAGUCGGGGAGGUGCGGAGUUUGCUAAAGGAAAAUGUUCAAGAACUUCAUGUGAAAGCUGGGGAGUUGGGCACGGCGAGGCUCUCUCUUGAGGAGUGCUCUAGGGCGGUUGAAUCUAAAGAGAGUCAACUCCAUUCCAUUAAUAUAUUGAUUGAGAAGCACAAAGAGGAGCUCGAAUCGAAAAAAACAGAGCUUGAGGAAAUCAAUAUGUCGAUCAAUGAGUGGUUGACGGAACUUGCUUUGAAAGAUAAGGAAUUGGGGUCCAUUGAAUCAUGUAUUGGAAAGAAAUCUGAAGAGCUUAAUUCCAAGGAAGGUGAACUGGAAAAUAUGACAAAGCGGGUGAAGCAGUGCAAACAGGAAACCGAGUCAAAGAAGGAAGAUCUUGCUUCAGUCCAGGCAAAAUUAGAAGAGGUUGCCAAAUCUUUGCAGUUGAAAAGUAGGGAAUUCAAUGCUGUCCAAGCAUCUAUCAAGGACCACAAUCUUGAACUUGCAUCAAAAAAGAGCCAGCUAGAGUCGAUCGAAGUUAAUAUUACCCAACGUGCGGAGCAACUCCUAUUGAAAGAGCAAGAGUAUGCUUCCAUUCAAACCUCAACUCUUGAAUGCACCAAGGUCCUUGAGUCCAAAAGGAAGCAAUGUUCUUUGGGAUCUACUCGGCAGUGGCAAAUAAAGACUGAGGAGCCAGAAAAUUUUGCUGGGCACAAUGCAGAUUAUUCUUCGGUCGAAUAUCGACCACCACCAACUAUCUUAGCUAGGAAUUGUUUGCAGCUUUUCCAAAUUGAGCUUUCGAAUGAGAAUGCUAUGCUAUGCAAAGAAAUCUCACAUACACUGCAAAAUUCGUCUGACCCUGCAAAGCUUGUUCUGGAUGUUAUUGCUGGGUCUUGUACUCAAUCCUCAAACAGUAGGGAUAUGAAUUUGCAGACAGACGUUAGGAGGAGUCAUAUUAUUCUGUUAGAGCAGCUCGUGAGUAUUUCGCCUUCAAUAACACGUGAGGUCAAAGAAAGAGCACUGAAGCUGGCAAGAGAAUGGAACGCGAAAUUGUCUGACAGACCCAAGAGCGCUUUGGAGGUUUUGGCAUUUCAGCGGUUCUUGGUUGCAUACGAUUUGCUUUCUUUGUCCAAUGAUGCUCCUCUGUUUGGCCAGAUCCUUGCUCUUGUCAAUGAGAUUACAGGUGCAUCUCCAGCUUCUACAAUGUAUACGCCGACUUUCGAACAUCAGAAAGUUUUCCCUACUCAGUGUGCAUCUAAACAGGAGGUGGGACACAAAGGUAUUUCUAACCCUGAGAAGGAUAGGCCUGAUGUCUUCAGGAAGACUCAAGUUCGACCUGAAAAGGUAAAUAAGAAGAGAAACAGAAGACAAGUGGUGGAAUCUAGUGAAAGUUAUGACAGUGGAAGCAGCAGUGAGUCUGAUGAAGAUUCAGUUAUCUUUGCAUGUGGUAACUUUCAGGGGAGCCAGAACUAUGGUCUCCCGUGCGAGCAGUCCAUACGGAGAUCGACUCGGCAAAAACAGCAGGUUUCUUAUAGAGAAAAUUUAAGUGAUGAUGAAGACACCAACCCUGCGAAAAGUUCUAAAGGGGGCAGCCCAUCUUCUUCUACUGAAGAGGAAUUCGACUUGGAUGGAAAAGAUGGCUUGGCUUAG
This is a messenger RNA of Rhodamnia argentea, 2344 nucleotides long. Its product is annotated as girdin-like. The record is from RefSeq and is a predicted model, not a curated record. The transcript is spliced from 3 exons. The coding region runs from base 176 to 2344 and encodes 722 amino acids. Lineage: Eukaryota; Viridiplantae; Streptophyta; Magnoliopsida; Myrtales; Myrtaceae.